UGCAGCAGACCAGUGUGUGAGACAACAUGACAGCAUUUGUGUAUUCGGUGUUGUUUGCGAUGCAAAUAUCGCUUAUUUAUUCGUCGUCUAUACCACAGAUAUACUCUAGGUGUAAAUUUUGGGAACCGGAAUGCCUGGCUCGGCAGAUACAGAUCAACGUGCCGUCCCUGAUCUCUGGUAUCAGGGAGUUGGGUACAGAGGUUCUGGACCCUAUGCACAUUGACUCUGGCCGCAUUGACCUGGCUGGACUGAAGAUGGACCUCACUAAUGCGGUUAUCCGCGGAUAUGGUAAAGCUGUCGUUGAUAGAGCUAGCGUGGAUCCGUUUGCGAGACAGUUAUAUUUGGUGUAUCACACUGAUAUUACUAUAGAUUCUGAAUACAAUGCCGGAGGAAGACUUCUCGGCUCACCAAUUGCUGGCGAUGGGAAUAUAAGGAUAAUAAUGAGAAAUGUGCAGAUAGAAGCUCUGUUGCCAUUCGACAUCGUUAAAGACACUCACGGCAGAGCUGUGAUCGAACUAAAGAGUAUCCAAUCCAGACUACACUUUAGGAACAAUGUGCGAUUUGACCUCUCUAACUUGUUCUACGGUGAUAAGGAAUUGAGUGACUCAAUGCAUCAGUUCAUAAACUCCAACUGGAAGACAGUAUCAGAAACUUACAGCAAGCCAAUUUUCGACAUCGCACAAGACAAGCUUCUAAAAGUGCUAAGAUCUUACCUCUUGACGCAACCCCUGGAGAAUAUUUUCAACUUUUUUAAUUAGUUCGACGACAGUCAAAAAUCGCAUU
Messenger RNA from Colias croceus (clouded yellow), 783 nucleotides. Its product is annotated as circadian clock-controlled protein daywake-like. The record is from RefSeq and is a predicted model, not a curated record. The transcript has 5 exons. Lineage: Eukaryota; Metazoa; Arthropoda; Insecta; Lepidoptera; Pieridae. The coding region runs from base 27 to 758 and encodes 243 amino acids.